This is a messenger RNA of Carya illinoinensis, 507 nucleotides long. RefSeq lists its product as uncharacterized. The transcript has a single exon. The record is from RefSeq and is a predicted model, not a curated record. The coding region runs from base 1 to 507 and encodes 168 amino acids. Lineage: Eukaryota; Viridiplantae; Streptophyta; Magnoliopsida; Fagales; Juglandaceae.
AUGGCUCGAGUCCAACAUGGUGCAGUUGCAUACUCAGAUCAUCUGCUUAUUAUUCUAAGGACUCAUGAGGUACAGUUCCAAAGGAGGAGUAAGAGACCUUAUAGGUUUGAGGCUAUAAGAGUGGACUCACCUGAUUACAAGAAUGUUACAGAAAAUGCAUGGUAUGAGGGAAAAGGUGCUGUUGGCUGCAAUGCAGUGAUAAGAAAGAUCCAAUGUUGUGGUGAAAAGCGUACUAUCUGGAACAAGUCAAAGUUUGGGCAUGUGAGGCAAGGAAUAGAGAAAGCAAGAUCAAAAUUGAAGUGGUUGCAGGCUAGUGAUCCGUGUUUUCAAAAGAGGGAUGAACAUGGGAAGGCAAGAGUAGAAAUGCAAGUUUGGAUGGAGAGGGAGGAGAUCAUGUGGAGACAGAGAUCUAAAUCCUUAUGGCUAAAAGAGGGGGAUGCAAAUACCAAGUUUUUCCACAAUAAGGCUUCUCAGAGAAGGAAGAAAAAUUGGAUAAAGAGGGACUAA